AUGUCAUCUGCAAUUUAUUUAGAAAAUUAUCUGGAUGGUUUAGAAUCAUUACCAACAGAAUUGGAGCGUAAUUUUAAACUUAUGCGUAAGUUAGAUGACCGGGCCCAAACUGCUAUGAAGAGUAUAGACAGCCAUGCAAAAGAAUUUAUGCAAAAAUUAUCAUACAACAGUAGCUCCAUGAAUGAGGAUGAACGUAAGGAAAGAUUACUUGACAUUCAAUCACUGUUUAGUAAGGCAAAGGAAUAUAGCGACGAUAAAGUUCAGCUAGCAAUUCAAACGUAUGAACUUGUUGAUAAACAAAUACGGCGUUUAGAUAAUGACUUGGCAAGGUUUGAAGGCGAAAUUCAAGAAAAAGCCGUGUCUGUCGGAAGUAAAUCUGAAGAAGUGAUUUUGAAAAAAAGUCGUAAGAAAACUGCUGAGGCUAAAUUAGCUGGUAAGAAACGACGUUCCUCUUCAAUAGAAGGAGAAAUAACAACGAAUACCUCAGGUAUAAGUGCAGGCUUAGCGGGUGCGCACGGUAGUAAGAAGAAAAAACAGAAAAAUAAUUCUGAAAAAGAAGUUCGACGAAAAGCUAUUAAGAAAAUCAAUGAUAUGGAUGACUCGGAGAAAGAAUCUGGCCAUACUGCAACCACUCACCCUAGCGAUGUAAUAGAUAUGCCAGUUGAUCCCAAUGAACCAACAUAUUGUCUUUGCCACCAAGUUUCGUAUGGUGAAAUGAUUGGCUGCGAUAACCCAGAUUGUCCUAUUGAAUGGUUUCAUUUUGCAUGUGUUGGCCUCACAACUAAACCAAAAGGAAAAUGGUUUUGUCCAAAAUGUUCGCAAGAUCGAAAAAAAAAGUAACCACUAUAAACAAAGCAACAUUUUCGAAUAUAUGAAGCAUAAGAUUAGUUUGUAUUUUAUUUAUUCCUUAUAUUCUGUAUAUAUAGCACAUCAGUCAAUAAUAUGGAUGACUAACUAAGAAAAACAAUUUUUUUUCUGCCAAAAAUCGAUUUUACUCGUCAAUAUAAUCUCCUUCAAGGACAAUACAAUAAUUUCCAACGCUUCUCUUACUUCUCGAUGCCGUGCUUGUAGAAGGAUUUGUCUUUUAUCUCAAAAUAGGCUUCAGUUGCAGCAAUUACUUCUUUAUUUAAGAUGAAUUUCU
Teleopsis dalmanni is the source of this 1141-nucleotide messenger RNA. Its product is annotated as inhibitor of growth protein 5-like. Lineage: Eukaryota; Metazoa; Arthropoda; Insecta; Diptera; Diopsidae. Gene Ontology annotation, cellular component: nucleus. The record is from RefSeq and is a predicted model, not a curated record. The transcript is spliced from 5 exons. Bases 1 to 840 code for a protein of 279 amino acids. Gene Ontology annotation, biological process: regulation of DNA-templated transcription.